CUGAACUCUCCACGUUCCGUUCAGCUACGUUACCACAUCAUUCGAACCAACUCGACAGUCACUUCACGAUAAUCUCUCCAGGCAUGCGCUCGCUAUUCCCAAGUUCUCUAGUUCUUGCGCAAAUCUAGUUGCGACACUGUCACUGGAUCAGACUUCUCAGAUUCUUUGGCUCGCCUACGCUCUCAGUCCCCAUGGCAAGGACUAAUCGCCUAAGCCGCAUCAGCGACAGAUCAUUUCAUGAAGCUGCCACUAAUGAGCCAGAGCUGGCUGCCUCGAAGAUUAAGAACCCGGCACCUCAUCGGCAACUCAGCUUACUUACGAUAACCGCCAUUCUAAAUACCCUAUUCUGGAGCUCUGCCAUCUGCAGUGUUAUCGCACUGUUUCAGAUCGCUUCCGAUUCUAGGGAUCAUUCGAACAUACUACCGGGGAUAUUGACACUGGUGUCGGCCAUAGUGACAAUCGCGUAUACAAUUGUACAUACAACAUACUCCGUCAAACAGAGAGCCCUCACCUACCAGCAGCUAGACCUUGCUACAAUUAAAAAGACCACCUACGUCGCGAACCGCUUGGUAGUCUCGUUAUGCGUUUUGUGGCUAUUGACUGCAGGGUGGAACAUGAUCAUGGUUGCCCGAAGGCCUAGCUGCCUUCCUAACCAGGCUGAUGGCCAAAGCUGGGAAGCUGGCAUUACUUGCCUAAUCAGCCGCGUGGGUAUGGCAUUUGCGUCGAUUGCACUUGUCGCAUCUUUGAUCUUAUUCGGAAUGAUGGCUGCUGUUAGACGGCCUUUCGAGGCCCACCUUUUUGCGUAUGGUCAACGCCAAACAAAUAAUGCUGAACCAACGCCGCCGGCUUCUCGAUGGUCGUCUGACGAUCGUUUUGGGACCGAGAAAUUGGUCUAUGGAAACGGCAUGACUACUUACAACCACGCGAGAAGAAUGUCCAACACUACGAAUGCGGAUGUUGAGACUUUGGACUUGAAUGCCAGCAGCCGGCCAGCUUCGAUUGUACAGUCUCCGACGCCUCCUCGUGACCGAAUGGGGGUCUUCACUUCCCCAUUCGCACCACCACCGCUUCCAUCUGCCUUCAUGAAACCAGUGGAGACAAGUCCGUCGCUUCGGGCCCAAACACCUACUUUGGGUCCAUUCGCACACCGUGGCCGAUUGUCGCUCACCACCCGCACGGAUGCACUCCUUGCUCCAGCGGCAUACGUCCCGCAUUCGAUACCGAUUGAGUUCUCAGCGUCUGCCCAACGCGCCAUCUUUCCAGAUGCAACAGCUCCUUACCGAUCAAUCGGCACAUCACGCUCGCAACCGCAUCUGCGCAGCAUGAGCAGCUUUUCCAACCGACACCACUACUCUCGCUCUGUGUCACUAUCGCGCCCGCAGCGACUAAGCUCCAUGACGCCAGUACCACACCUUGAGUGCAGCUCGCGCAGCGAUACUAUGAACUCGUUUAGUGGCAUCUCCGAGGCAGGCGAGAGUAAUAAGUCCAAGACUGGCGCGUCAAGCACAGACCAAAGAGCCAGCACUGCAGAUAUCGUGCGCGCAAUCGCAAGCAAUACGCGCAUUCCGGGCACCGAGCGUAAGAGCCCAAAGAAGCACUGGCGCACUGUCAGCGCACCAGACGCCGUGGCCGCGGCGCAGCAGGCGCGAUCCGGACAGCGCAUGGCGAUAGGCUGGAAGCCCAUACUCUCCAAGUCAUCGACAAUGCUUAGGCCGCUGCCUAGCAAGCCUGUCAAUGUCAACAAAUUCAUGCGGUCAGCGUCAGCGGAGUUGUUGGGCCGCUUUGGCGCGGUUGCAAGUAGCGACGCAGAGGACAAGGAUUUGAUGUGGAAGAAGGCUUUUGAGCGCGAGAUCGAAGACCGGCUGAAUGAUUUACAUGCGAAGCCUCCCACGCUGGAGAGGCAGAGUAUGAGUACUGACACGGAGACGCUGCGGGAGAGCUACGACGCGGGGAGCCUGAAGGACGAGAUGAGGUUUGAGGAUGUGAAGGAGGUGCUGGUCAUGUGGCCUGUGAGUCGAGAUAUUGCCUUGGUGAGAUGACGGUGCGGAACUAGCUAGACAAUAAUGAACUCGUGCCACUGUGUCAAACAAGGGCCUGAUGGUUGCAUGUCUAGGUUGUAGCGUAUUUUUGUGGUCACAAGAGUCUCGAGGUUACUUUAGUAAGACAUCCAGUGUGUGAUUAGCUGGAUGAUAAUGAACUCGUG
This is a messenger RNA of Boeremia exigua, 2203 nucleotides long. RefSeq lists its product as uncharacterized. The transcript is spliced from 3 exons. Lineage: Eukaryota; Fungi; Ascomycota; Dothideomycetes; Pleosporales; Didymellaceae. The record is from RefSeq and is a predicted model, not a curated record. The coding region runs from base 192 to 2039 and encodes 615 amino acids.